AGGAGGAGGGAGCGGCAGGUUUCGUGGAGCAUCUGCAGCCUCCUCGGGCCCACGGCGCUUGUCCACGCGGACUGUGUCCACGCAGCGUGUCCUCCUCUCUCGUCGCGCGGAGCGGCUGAAGAGCGUGGUGCGCGAUGGCUAAUGCGUCCCCAGACCUGGACAACGCCGAAGCCCAGCGACAGCUCAACAAUAACAACCGGCCAGUCAGCUCGGGCUUCUGGGAGACGGAGUGCACCAGCUCCAAACUCUUCGAGUGCUCUCGAAUCAAAGCGCUGGCAGAUGAGCGGGACGCAGUGCAGAAGAAGACUUUCACAAAGUGGGUGAACUCUCACCUGGCCAGAGUGUCGUGUCGCAUCUUGGACCUGUACAACGACCUGAGAGAUGGAUAUAUGCUCACCAGGCUGCUGGAGGUCCUCAGCGGAGAGCUGCUGCCGAGGCCUACCCGAGGUCGAAUGAGGAUCCACUGCUUGGAGAAUGUUGACAAAGCCCUGCAGUUUCUUAAAGAACAGAGGGUCCACUUGGAGAAUGUGGGCUCCCACGACAUUGUUGAUGGAAACCACCGCCUUACCCUGGGCCUCAUCUGGACCAUCAUCCUACGUUUCCAGAUCCAGGUAAUCAAGAUAGCGACGGAGGACAACAGAGAGACUCGUUCUGCCAAAGAUGCUCUGCUGCUGUGGUGCCAGAUGAAGACGGCGGGAUAUCCUGAGGUGAACAUCCAGAACUUCACCACCUGCUGGAGAGACGGUCUCGCCUUCAACGCCCUCAUACACAGACACAGACCAGAUCUGAUACAGUUCCACAAGCUGACACGGUCCAAUGCAACCCACAACCUCCAGCAAGCCUUCAACGUGGCCGAGCAGUACCUGGGCCUCACCAAACUCCUGGACCCUGAAGAUGUAAACACUGAGAAUCCUGAUGAAAAGUCCAUCAUCACCUACGUAGUCUCCUAUUACCACUACUUCUCAAAGAUGAAGGCUCUUAUUGUGGAGGGGAAGAGGGUUGGCAAGGUACUUGACAGCUGUAUCGAGGCCGACAAGAUAAUUAACCGUUACGUGGCUCUGGCGUCAGAUCUGCUGGAGUGGAUCGAGAAAACCAUCGGCGUCAUCAGCAACCAGAAAUUUGCUAACUCGCUGACCGGCGUUCAGCAGCAGCUUCAGGCCUUCACAACCUACUGCACCAUCGAGAAGCCCAUCAAGUUCCAGGAGAAGGGGAACCUUGAGGUCCUUCUCUUCACCAUCCAAAGCAAACUGAGGGCUAACAACCAGAAACCCUACGUGCCUCAUGACGGGAAGCUCAUCUCAGACAUCAAUAAGGCCUGGGAAAGGCUGGAGAAGGCGGAGCAUGAGAGGGGCGUGGCUCUGCGUAAGGAACUGAUUCGGCAGGAGAAGCUGGAACUGUUGGCUCAACGCUUUGACCACAAAACCACCAUGAGACAGGCCUGGCUGAAUGAAAACCAGAGACUCGUGUCCCAGGACAAUUUUGGGUAUGACCUGCCAGCGGUUGAGGCGGCGAUGAAGAACCGGGCCAUUGACGCGGACAUAGCAUCGUAUGAAGAACGAAUCAGUGUGGUGGUGAACUCACUGCAGAGAUGGAGCGGGAAGUACUACGACAUCCGGCGGAUUUUGGCUCGAAACGAGAACAUUUUAGGCCAGUGGGGUCUCCUGAAGGAGCUGCUGGGGGAGCGGCCACGGCUGGAGAAGAAACUGGCUCUGCAGAAGACCUUUCAGGACAUGGUCUACAUGAUUGACUGGAUGGAGACACACAGGCUCAGCCAGCUGCUGUCAAAGGACUUUGGUAAACAUCUUCUGGAAGUGGACGACCUGCUGCAGAAACACAGCCUGCAGGAAGCUGACAUCAGCGUGCAGGCUGAGCGUGUCCAGACGCUCAACACGGCAGCGAUCACAUUCACAACCAUAGAAGGUUACCAACCGUGUGACCCCCAGGUGAUCUGUAACCGUGUCAACCAUGUCUCUUCCUGUCUGGAGGAGCUGAAGCAGCUGGCAGCUAAAAGACGCACUGAGCUUGAGGAGUCAAGACAACUGUGGACGUUUUUUCAGGAGCUGGAGGAGUCGGAGGCCUGGAUCCGGGAGAAGAGUUCCAUCCUGGGAGCUCAGGGUUACGGGAAGGACCUGAGCAGUGUGCCUGAGGCUGACUGCAGAAACAUUAAAACUCUGGCAGGAGAACUGCCUGGCUCACGCUCGCUACUGCAGAACACCAUGAAGCGAGGCAAGCAGAUCCUAAGCGAGAAGAGUUCACAUGGGGGGAUCCAGGAGCACAUCAUGGAGGUGAAGAGCCAGUGGAAGAGGCUGGAGGACCAGGCCGCACAGCGUCUCUGCCACCUGCAGGAGGCGCUCAAUUUCUUCCAGUUUUCAACCGAGACCGAUGACCUGGGGCGUGGGCUGCAGGAUGCUUACCGCCUUUCUCGAAGCGAUGACUUUGGACAUGAUGAGUACUCCACCCAGUCCUUGCUGAAGAAGCACAGAGGCGUCAGUGAGGCCAUCGACAAACAUCGUGUGCAUGUCGUGGCAUUACGCAAACACAUGGUGAUGCUGCCGCCACACUACCGUGAGCAGGAGGAGGUGCAGGUGCGUAUGGGGGAGGUGGAGCAGCUCUACACCGAGGUGGCCGAGGUGGCAGUACUCAGACAGCAGUGGCUCCACGACGCUCUCGCCGUGUACCACAUGUUCAGUGAGGUCAACGCCUGUGAGCUCUGGAUCGACGAGAAGGAACAGUGGCUGGACAAGAUGGAGGUCCCAGAGAGACUGGAGGACGUGGAGGUGGUGGCACACAGGUGGAACAGCAUCGUGGAACUGGUUGAGCAGAAAAAGGAUCAGCUGGACUCAAUGUUGCGCCUCCAGAAUUACCUCCUGGAAUGUACAGAGAUCAAGUCCCAGAUCCAGGACAAGAGGAAGGCCAUUGAUGCCACCCAGUACGGGGGCAGUGACCUUGGAGGUGUGCUGGCACUGCAGAGACGCCUCUCCACCAUGGAGGGCGCCCUUUCUGUGCUGGAGCCCAAACUGCUCCAUCUGCAGGAACAGGCGGAGCAUCUGGCCAACGUCCAUCAGAACAGGGCCAUGGAGGUUCUUGUACCUUUUGAUGACAUCAGCGUGGAGUGGGAGGAGCUGAAACGGACUCUGCAGGGGUGCGAGGAUUCACUGAUGGUGGCGAGUCGGUUGCAGAGUUUCAUACAGGAUUUGGACUCAUUCCUCACAUGGUUGGUCCAGACUCAGACAGCUGCUGCCUCGGACCAGCUGCCCAAUGAUCUGGAAGAGGCGGAGAAACUCAUCAACAAGCACGCUGCUCUGAAGGAGGAGAUCGGCCGGUAUGAAGAGGACUACGAGCGUCUGCAGGCCAUGAAUGAGCUGCUGGAGUCUGAGGAGGCUCCGCUCCCUCAGGCUGCCCUACAGCAGUGGCUGCAGAAGCUUGAUGUUGGCUGGAACAAACUGCUAGAGAUGUGGGAGAGCAGGAGAGAGGUUCUGGUCCAGGCUCACAUCUUCCACCUGUUCCUACGAGACGUCAAACAGGCCGAGUCCUUCCUCAACAACCAGGAGUCGGCCCUUGCUCACGUGGAACUGCCUGCCACCGUAGAAACUGUGGAAGCGGCCAUCAAGAAACACAAGGAUUUCACUACGACCAUGGAGCUGAACCUACACAGGAUCAAAGCCGUGAUAGAAGCUGGAGAGAGUCUGAUCAGCCAGAGCAACAUCUACUCUGAGCGCAUCCGCGAGCGCGUCGACACCCUCGCCAACAGAGGGAACCAGAACCGAGAGCUGGCCCAGCAGUGGCUCCAGAAACUCAACGAUCAGUGGGAGCUCCAGAGGUUUCUCCAGGACUGCCAUGAGUUGGGGGACUGGGUGUGCGAGAAGAUGCUGAUGGCAAGGGACAACAGCCGAGAUGAGACGCAGAAGCUUCAUAAGAAAUGGCUGAAGCACCAGGCCUUCAUGGCUGAGCUGGUCCAGAAUAAGGAAUGGCUGGACAAGAUUGAGAGGGUGAGUCUUGUUGCACCACAGUUCUGCUGCUUUGGUUUUAUUCUGUCUGAAGCUGACACAUUUUCUCUCUCCCUCAGUGAGCAGAUCAGUAAGCGGCAAUCGCAGAUCGACCGUCUCUACGUGUCUCUCAAGGACCUGGUGGAGGAGAGGAAGAGCUGUCUGGAGCAGCAGUACUGGCUCUACCAGCUAAACAGGGAGGUGGAUGAGCUGGAGCAGUGGAUCGCUCAGCGGGAGGUGGUUGCCAGCUCACCUGAGCUGGGCCAAGACUUCGAGCACAUCACCGUCCUGCAGGAGAAGUUCACUAAGUUUGCUUCAGAGACAGGCAGUGUUGGACAGGAACGAGUAACCGCCGUCAACCAGAUGGUGGAUGAGCUCAUUGACUAUGGCCACGCCGAGGCCGCCACCAUCGCUGAGUGGAAGGACGGGGUGAACGAGGCCUGGGCCGACCUGGUGGAGCUGAUGGAGACUCGGGCGCAGAUGCUUGCUGCAUCACACCAGCUGCACAAGUUCUUCUCUGAUUGCAGAGAGGUGUUGGUGCAGAUUGAGGACAAACAUCAAAAGGUGUCGGAGGUUCGAGUCCGGCAGAGUGGGACGGCCAACACCAGCUCGCUGCAAAGACUCAUGCACAGCUUUGAACAGGACAUACAGCUGCUGAUCACACAGGUGCGUCAGCUACAAGAGAGCGCCGCCCAGCUCAGGACCGUGUACGCUGGUGAAAAGGCCGAAGCCAUUGCCUGCCGUGAGCACGACGUGAUGCAGUCCUGGAAGGAGCUGCUGACGGCCUGCGAAGAGUGUCGACUACAGAUCUCCACGGAGACAGACAAGCUGAGGUUCUUUGGCAUGGUUCGAGACCAGAUCAUGUGGAUGGACUCCAUCAUCUGCCAGAUAGGAACCGGAGAGAAGCCCAGGGAUGUGUCAUCAGUGGAAGUGCUGAUGAAUUAUCACCAGAGCCUGAAGAGUGAAGUGGAGGCUCGUAGCCACAGCAUCCUGGAGUGUAUUGAGAUGGGCAAGACUCUGCUGGCAGCGAGAAACCCCGCUGCUGUCGAGAUCAAGGAGAAAUUGGAUAAAGUUGUUGCUAAGCAACAUGAGCUGUCUGAGAGGUGGGACAAGCACUGGGAAGUCUUACAGCAGUUGUUGGAGGUCCAUCAGUUUGCACAGGAGGCCGUGGUGGCGGAUGCGUGGCUCACAGCCCAGGAGCCGUUAAUUAACAGCAGCGAGCUGGGAGCAAGUGUGGACGAAGUAGAGCAGCUGAUUCGUAGACACGAGGCCUUUCGUAAGGCCGCCGCAAACUGGGAGGAGCGAUUCAGCUCGCUUCGACGCCUCACCACAGUUGAAAAGUUAAAAGCAGAGCAGAGCAAAUUACCCCCGACACCCUUGCUGGGGCGGAAAGUCUUCCUGGACCCCCAAGAUGCCUUGGCCAGUCCAUCCCCCCUUCCCCGUCUCCCACUGUCCCCUGUCAUGAGACAGACUAUAUAUGAACAGAAUGAAGCCAGCUCUCCUCCCUUUCCUUCACCUGCGACCCCAACACCCUCCCCGUCGCCCGUCGCUCGCCACCUGGGUUCAACAGUCACAAACUACAGUCCAGUGAUGAAUGGCUCCACCUACCGCCCCGCCCAGAGCAGGAUGGUGGGUGUGGCUGCAGGACUGGGGAAACCUGCAGCAUCAUCAAUCGCUUCAAUUGCCACAGCAGCCAUGCUUGUUUCAGCCAAUCAAGUGCGAGAAAGUGCCAAUACAGCAAGGGAAAAGGCUGGGAAGGUCAUGGAUCACCUCCAGCCAGUUCAGACAGCAAGGGAACUAGAAGUGCAAUCCCCCUAUCUGCGGCAGCCUAAAAUCAAACACUUGGACGAUGCAGUGACACCAUUGCUUGUGGCCAGCCGGCUGGAGAAGUCCAGGGAGCGGAUACGGGAGAGGGAGGCCACGUUGGGAGACAUUGGGACAGAGAAAGCAGAGAUGGCUGUGAUGGCUGAGGUAGUGUUCCAGGACCCAGGCAGAGAACGCCUGAGCAAUGAGCACUCCAGAGGGUCCCGGGGCACUUCCAAGACUGCCACUUUGUGACAUGCUGAGCCCCAAGUCCAGACCCAAGUGUACCACAAGGACCACAGGAUAGAACGGCCGCUGUCCAGCGAGCAGCUCAUCCAGGCUCGUCGGGAUGAGCUUCCUCAGGAGGUCUGGAGGGAACAAGCAGAGAGACGGGACAGACGGACGCUUGAGAGGCAAUCAUCCAGUGAGCAUGAGGGCCAUGGUAGCCAUGAAGGCCGGCGGAGAGAGAGAGACCGACACCACGUGGAGAGACGAGAAUCCAGUGAACACGACACCGGGAAGGAGCAAUCAGACCGACGCUCAGGAGGCGGAGAGAAGAGGUCCACGCUGGCAGAGAUCGUAGAACAGCUGCAAGAGAGAGAAGCUGCACAGGCUCGGGGUGAGGUGCCCCGCCUACCAAACGGCUUACCAGAGAAGUUUUCCCGUCCGGACCGACCUCGAGCUCGGGACAGACCCAAACCACGGCGCCGACCGCGACCCAAAGAGCCAGGAGAGACGACACGGAGGUCGAGGUCGGCUCCAGCCCAGAGCAGCCCGGCAGCCCCCCAGCCGCCGGCACACACCGCACACCACGAGGGCUUCCUUUUCCGCAAGCUGGACAUCGAGAGCCUGAAGAAGAGCACCAACAGCAGGUCCUGGGUCAACCUGUACUGUGUGCUGAACAAAGGGGAGCUGGCUUUCUACAAGGACGCCAAGAACACCACCACACCGUACAACAACGAGCCACUGCUCAGCCUUUCCCACUGCCACUGUGAUGUCACCAACGGCUACAAGAAGAAGAAGAACGUCUUCACGCUCAAGACAAAGGACGGUAGCGAGUUUUUGUUCCAUGCAAAAGAUGAGGAUGACCUGAAAACGUGGGUGACGAGUAUCUCCGCCUGUAUCUCAGAGCACGAGGAGAUUGCAAAGUGGGGUCAACCCCAGCCAACUACCUCAUCGACCGACGACGGCACACGCCGCGACGGCAGCAAGGCGGACAACAGGUCGGAGCGAGGCGGGGAGCGCUCAGACCGGGCAGAGCAGAUCGAUCGGGCCGAGAGAGAGAAGGAAAGAGAGAGAGAUAAAGAGAGGGAGCGAGGUGAAAGGUCGGAGAGGUCAGAGCGAGGCGGGAAAUCAGACAGCAAACGCUCAGAGAAAUCCGGCAAGAAAAAAUGAGGCGGGUGACGUCAGGAGCAAAGUGUGUGAACUCUGGAUGGAGGCGGGGCUGCAGACCGGUCGUGACCGCGCCCCUCUUCCUGUGUUUGGCUGCAGGACAGAUUUGGUGCAGGGGGUGUCUUUCUCUCUCUCUCAGAGCUAGUGACACGCCGCCUGCGCCCCUUAGUGGCUGACUCAGAGAACUGCAACAGGGAUUCAUCCUGAAGCCUGUGGGAGGAGCAGAAUGAUGCAGGUCAUGUGACCUCUGAGGCUGUCUGAGGAAGCGUAGCUCAUACUGUUCCAUGGUUCUGUUUGUAUUCAGCCCAUGUGUAUUCCUCACCUGUCUGUCUGUCUGUCUGUCUGUCUGUCCACACUUUGUUUACCCUGAAAAAGCUAAAGAGAGAGACAUGAUGCCAAAAUGUUCUCCAGACAUCAUUCCUGGGAUCUUUGCUGUGUUUCAGCUGUGUGGAAUUGAACCUGGUUUCACUUUCAGAGCUCCAAAGCCUCAUUCAUGCACCAACACGACGACUGUGCCUGUUUCAGAGCGGACGAAAACAAAACUUUCACAAAUUCAUCCAAAGACCUGAAAUCCACAAAAAAGAAAGAGGGGACAAAAAUCUGUCAGACAGAGCACACAGAGUAAAACCUGAUCAGGUGACCACUGCAGCGCCACGUCUUAAAGGGGUCAGAUUGUGCUCUCUCUCUCUCUCUCUCUCUCUCUCUCUAUAUAUAUAUAUAUAUAUAUCUACCUAUCUAUCUAUCUAAUCAAUAAUGAUUAUAAUAUUGCUUGCUGUUACAUCUCCAUAGAAAUUGUGCUGUGUGGCCUCCAGCUUGUAAUAUCAGAGUAAGU
Thalassophryne amazonica is the source of this 8013-nucleotide messenger RNA. Its product is annotated as spectrin beta chain, non-erythrocytic 4-like. The record is from RefSeq and is a predicted model, not a curated record. Gene Ontology annotation, biological process: actin cytoskeleton organization. Gene Ontology annotation, cellular component: cell projection; cortical actin cytoskeleton; plasma membrane. NCBI's taxonomy places the organism in Eukaryota, Metazoa, Chordata, Actinopteri, Batrachoidiformes, Batrachoididae. Gene Ontology annotation, molecular function: actin filament binding; structural constituent of cytoskeleton; phospholipid binding.